This is a messenger RNA of Arabidopsis thaliana (thale cress), 1961 nucleotides long. Its product is annotated as F-box/RNI-like superfamily protein. Bases 278 to 1285 code for a protein of 335 amino acids. The record is from RefSeq and is marked reviewed. The transcript is spliced from 2 exons. NCBI's taxonomy places the organism in Eukaryota, Viridiplantae, Streptophyta, Magnoliopsida, Brassicales, Brassicaceae.
UUUUGGAAAAUCAAAAACUAUAAACCAUGUUAGAAUCCAGGGAUUAUCGAUUGUUGAGAAAAACAAAAAAAGGUGACAUCGCUAUCUUAUUAUUAUAUAUAAGAGAGGAAAAAAAAAAAAAAAUGGAGUUCUCGUUGUCCGACUCUCUCUCUCUUGAGAAAUCCAUUGUCGUCGUCACCCAAAAAGUAAGCUGUUUCUUUGAUCUUCCUGUUCACCCAAAAGCAAGCUUCUUCUUUCACAUCCCUUCUUUUGCGUUUCGUUUCCAGUCGUUCUAUAUAUGGGUUCCAGAGAUUUAAUUAGCAGUCUGCCAGAUGAAAUUCUUGGCAAAGUCCUGUCUUUGCUUCCGACAAAACGUGCUGCUUCCACAGCUGUUCUGUCUAAAAGGUGGAACAAUCUGCCUGCUCUUGUAGACAAGCUUGAUAUCAAUGACGCAAUUGGUGGUCCUGGAGGCUUCCCUGAAUUCAUAGAUAAAACACUUGCCCUCUUAACAAAUUCUACCACCAUUAAGAGAACCUCUCUGAAUAAUGAAUUUCAGUAUGGCGAGUCUCAAGUGAACACUUGGAUUCGCAGUUUCCUCGAGCGCGGCUGCUUGCAACUUUACUUGAACGCUCAAAGUUUGUAUACUAUAGACACUGAGUUCUUCACGAGCAACACACUUGUUGAGCUCACUAUAACCGGUGGGUUUUCUCCUGAUGGUCUUCUUCCUCCUGGUGGCGUGUUUUUCCCAAAGCUUAAAACACUCUCUCUCGUUCUAAUGACGUUUGUAGAUUCUGAUAUGUAUGAACUUUUCAUCUCUGGCUGCCCUUUGCUUGAGGAAUUCUUACUACGUAAUGAUGAAAUUGAAAUUCCCCCGGUUUGGAAUGCGCUAGUUUCGAGUCCUUCCAUCAAACGACUAACCAUCGUUCACCAUUUUCCCAAUUACCGUGAGGCACACGAUGGUUGUUGGUUCCGGACACCAAAUCUCGUGUACCUUGACUAUUCUAGCUAUGUCCCGGAUUGGUAUGAGGUUGAUUUAGGUUCCCUUGUAGAAGCUAGACUCGAUCUUCGAUCAUGGGAGCGCCUUAGAGAUGAGAAGGCUGGUGGUUAUGGUGACUGUGAUAGUGUUUAUGAUGAUGAGGAAUAUCCAGAUGAUCCUAUUUUGGGUGAUGUUACCAAUCUGGUUACAGGACUAAGCAACAUUAAAACCCUUCACUUGUCUCCUGAUUCUCUCGAGGUUAGUUUCCCCUACUUGUUAUUGUUUCAAUUUGAAGUGCAUUCUAGCUUGCAAAGUCUUCUUAUUGUGUGAUAUUUAAAAUCCAGGUGUUCUACUUUUGUUGUAAAUCAAUGCCGGUGUUUCACAACCUCCUUACUUUAUCUUUUGAGAGUGCCAAAAAAGAGGCUGGCCAGUGUUGCCACUUCUCAUCAAUAAGUCUCCUAACCUAGAGACUUUAGUCAUCAAGGUAUAUCAUUAUUCUCGUCCGAUCAACACAGUUCUAUUUCUUUCCUAGGCUAUCUAUUAUUGUACAUCAAUAUUCCUUUUUGGUAUCAGGGUCUUGUGCACCAAGUUACACGUAGAUGCGGGGACGCCUGCCCUUGUAUACCUAAGAGGAUGAAGAAGAAGAAGAAGGAAUUGGGAAUAUGCUGUUUAUCGACUUGUCAAGUGAAGGUGCUACAUAUUUCAGGGUAUCAAGGUACAUGUAGAGAGCUGAAACAGAUGAGGCAUUUCUUGGGAAAUUUGAAAUGUCUUGAAACUGUCAAUGUUGGUGUUGAAAUGAAUCACCGAGAAGACAACGAUGUUGACAACAAAUACCUCAGAAUCACUGAUGCUCUUAUGAAGCUUCCCAGAGUUUCAUCAAACUGUAGAAUCCAUUUCUUCUGAUUUAUCUUCUCCUCAUCUAUUUACUUGUUAGACUUUGUUUAUUUACGUGAUGCAAAACAUGUGUAUCAAAUUCUAAUUUUAAUUUAUAAAAAAACUUGAUUUG